This is a messenger RNA of Dentiscutata erythropus, 489 nucleotides long. NCBI's taxonomy places the organism in Eukaryota, Fungi, Glomeromycota, Glomeromycetes, Diversisporales, Gigasporaceae. The record is from the annotation of a GenBank genome assembly.
AUGUCUAGUUCAUUUUUUGCACAAAUUGCUACCCUUCCACUUGAACUUGAUGAAAAAACAAGACUUCGCAAGUAUUUCACAGAUCACGAUGAAACUAAAGCAAACCAAAUUCUUUUCUCAAUCACAAUUAAAAACGAGAAGGUUGCCUAUUUGAGAACUUUUUUGGAGCAUGGUUGGACGGAUGAAGAUAGGACGCCCUCACUCUGGUUAACACCUACUGACUCAACUCCGAAUCCAACUCUCUCGAUUACUGGAUAUAUUGACCAAGGAUUUAUUGUGAAAGAUUAUGCAUUUCUACUCAACCGAUGGUAUCAUAUAGCGUACACACUUUCAGAACCUGAAAAACGAAUGAAUUUCUAUAUAGAUGGUAAAUGGAUCGGAUCUUACAGUAUCACAAAUGUUCAGAGUCAAUCUAUCAUAUUUAAUGAUGGUCCAUUAUACAUUGGAAAGCAUCUCACUAGGAGUGGAUUUACUGGACAAAUUAAGUAA